Danio rerio (zebrafish) is the source of this 1724-nucleotide messenger RNA. NCBI's taxonomy places the organism in Eukaryota, Metazoa, Chordata, Actinopteri, Cypriniformes, Danionidae. The record is from RefSeq and is marked predicted. Gene Ontology annotation, molecular function: cysteine-type endopeptidase inhibitor activity. Gene Ontology annotation, cellular component: extracellular region.
AUUAGAGCAUUAGAAAUAAAGCAGGCUGCCUCGGGUCUAUAAUACGAAGCAAAUAUGUGGUCUCUGAUUGGGAUUUUGUCAGCUGCAAACGUUUUCUGUGUUUAUGGGACAAGUUUAGUUCCUGUUCACGUUCCCUGUGAUGACAAGACUGUGGAGAAGUUGUCCAGACUGGCCGUCACGUACAUAAAUGAGGACAGACAAACAGGUUACAAAUUCGCCCUUAACAGAAUCACAAACGUCCAGGCGAAUCAACAGGGUCCAGCUGGAAAGGUCUAUUAUCUGGAUUUAGAUGUCCUUGAGACCAAGUGUCACGUUCUCAGUCCCAAAUCAUGGAAGAAGUGUGCUGUAAGACCCUUCAUGGAAACACAAAUUUCUGGCAACUGUAACACUACAGUACUUCACACACCAGAGGGUUUCUCUUACCUUUACAGCUAUGACUGCACUCUCGUACCAGAUCCCCCAGAGAAGUUACGGUUGACGUGUCCCGAUUGUCCUCUUCUGCUGCCGGUCGACGGGGUUGAAGCUGCCGCCGCAGCCAGAGCUGCCCUUCUCAAAUACAACACACAGAGCACACUACCGGCCAGCCUGACAGUGCACUCCAUCACCAGAGCCUCACAGCAGAGCACUCCUUUUCCUGCCAGUUUCGUGGAGUUCAUUGUUCAGGAGUGUUCAGAGGUUCAGUGUGCGCCAGCACUCGAAGGAAAAGAGCCUGUUGGAUUCUGUGUUGGGACGGUUUUUGGCACUGGCCACGGAUUGCAAGAUGUGAAGGUGUCCUGUGAAAUGUUUCGCCCACAGGCUCAUGUUGUCAGUCCGACACAUCUAGAGGAAAAGUCCAGCACCGUUUCUAAAACCCCAACCCUUGAUGUUCAUGUUCCUCACAACCCUGAGCCCUCAUUCCAAGAAGGCGGUGCAGAAACACCUCAGUUUGCAGACCCCGUGCACCAGGCCAUCCCUGCAGGACCCGGAUCACAGCCCACCUCCUCCAGUGAAUCCAGCGAGUCUUCAGAGACCAGCUCAUCUGAGGAAACCAACAGUUCUGUCCGUGCCGUCAAACCUCCGCUGAACUUCCGUUAUGUGCUUCAGCGUCAGAAGAGGCAGACUGUCUCGAGCACCGCGGCUCCUCACACACCCGUGUUCCUAAGUGUCUUUCCCAGCGUCCCGUCUCCAUUCCGCUCCUGUCCCGGAGUCUCUCGCUACACCACUGUGUGAGAGGAUUCGCCAUUAAACAGAAAGUCUACAAGACAACUCAAUGAAGAGUUUCAGAAAUGACCUUCUAAUGGUAAAUCCUUCAAGAAUAAUCUCUAAAAGGAAUAGUUCCCCCAAAAUUACAUUCUGUCAUCAUUUACUGCUCCUUUACUCUUUUGAAACAUUAAUGAGUUUCUUCUGUUGAACAGAAACGAAGAAACCGGUAACCAUUGACAUCUAUUGUAUUUGUUUUUCCUACAAUGGAAGUCAAUAGUUCGGUUUACAGCCUUGAAGAGAAACUCGAUGUUUUGAAAUGACUUGAGGGGGAGUAAAUAAUGAGUACAAUUCAUUUAUGGGUCAACUAUACCAUCAAUAGUUCCUACUGUGAUUUAGGAUCGAUCCCAUUAAUGUUUAAUGGCUUUAAUAUGUCACCAACAGGAUUUAAAACGUUACCAAGAAAGACUCUAAGGGUUUGCUUGUUUAUACACACUGAUGUAAUUUCUAUUAUACCAAAUAAAAUGAUGACCAAACUAUCAGAA